UUCGAGCUUUCAGCUCGGCAAUUACCCCUCGCCGUCCUAGUCCUAACCAUAAGCGCUCGUACGGACCAUUCGCCGGCAGCCCUCUUUCCUUUUUUGCCCCCGCCUUUUCCGGCCACCACUCCGCCGCGUAACCGCCGUACGAAAACCCGAACCGCCUUUUCUCUCUCCUCCGCCGUAGAAAUGCUCUCUCUCUCUCCUCGACCUUCCGCCACUGCACUCCAUGGCCUCCUCCUCCGAAACCGCCCCAUCCUACGACUCCACCCGCCUCUUCCUCGCCGCCACCGACAAAACCUCCGCCACGCUCCCUCCGCCGCCGCCCGACCUCCCUCCCUCGAAGCUCAUCCCUCACACCCGCUUCCUCGUCGACGCCUUCCGCUUCGCCGGCGACCACUCCGUCUCCUACUUCCUCUCCCACUUCCACUCCGACCACUACACCGGCCUCUCCCCCGCCUGGUCCCGGGGCGUCGUUUUCUGCUCCCCCACCACCUCCCGCCUCCUGAUCGAGGUCCUCGGCGUGCCCGCCGCGCUGGUCGUCAGCCUGCCGGUCGGGGAGGCGGUCUCGAUCGAUGGCUGCGAGGUCAGGCUCGUGGACGCCAACCAUUGCCCCGGCGCGGUCAUGUUCCUGUUCAAAGUCCCGGGAGGUGGUGAUGGUGAGUUCCGGAGGUAUGUGCACACGGGCGAUUUUCGGUUUCGUGAUUCGAUGAGAUUAGAGCCCGGUUUGGGAGAGUUCGUGGCUUGCGACGCGAUUUUCUUGGAUACCACGUAUUGUAAUCCGAAAUUUGUGUUCCCUUGUCAGGAAGAGAGUAUUGAUUACAUAGUUAGUGUCAUAGAGAGAGUUGGAGGUGAAAAUAGGGAUUCGGCGAAGAGCAUUUUGUUCAUCGUGGCGACUUAUGUCAUAGGGAAAGAGCGGAUUUUGCUCGAGGUAGCGAGGCGGUGUGGUUGUAAGGUGUAUGUGGAUGGUAGGAAGAUGGCGAUUUUGCAUGCUUUGGGGUAUGGCGAGAGUGGUGCAUUUACGGAGGAUGAAAGUGAAACUGCUGUUCAUGUUGUUGGGUGGAAUGUGUUGGGUGAGACAUGGCCAUAUUUUCGACCUAAUUUUGUUCAGAUGAAGGAGAUUAUGGUAGAAAAAGGAUAUAAUAAGGUUGUGGGCUUUGUGCCCACUGGGUGGACUUAUGAAGUGAAGCGAGAUAAGUUUGCCAUAAGGAAGAAAGAUUCAUUCGAGAUUCAUCUUGUACCGUAUAGUGAGCAUUCGAACUACAAUGAGCUAAGGGAGUUUGUAAAGUUCUUAAAACCAAAGCGUGUUGUUCCUACAGUUGGCUCGGACAUUGAGAAGCUUGACAGCAAGCAUUUUCAUAGAGUGCAAAAGCAUUUUGCCGGAUUGCUUGACGAGACAGCCAACAAGAAAGAGUUCUUGAUGAAUUUCCUCCCAAGGUCCUCUGAGAAAGAGGACAUAGUUGGAGAAGUAGUUGCUACUGCUUCAAGUGAUGCUUUGAUGCGAGAAAAAGAGGAGAAUUUAUCAAAGGAAGAUCUUAGCGAAACUUUGGAUCCAAAAUCUGUUUUAGGUGAAACAACUGAUCUCAAAAAAGGAGGUUUUGAAGAGUUAGAUUUGCCUUCGGAAGAGGGUGAGAAGGAAAUUCUACAGGCCCUCCAAGAUUGUCUUCCAGCAUGGGUUACUCGAGACCAGAUGAUAGGCCUAAUUAACAGCACAGGGAGGAAUUUGGUUGAUGCAGUUUCUAAUUUCUAUGAAAAGGAGACUGAAUUCUACCAACAAGUUUCUGCUUAUGCUUCUGCUUCUUCUUUGCGGGCAUCCGUUAUGGGUUCAGGUGAUGUCCAUUCAUCACCUUCAGCACCAGAUUCUGAAAAGGGCAGCGCCUGUGGAACGAGAAGUACGUUUAGCAAGGACUACAAGUUGUCAACCGUGCAAUUAACCAUGACCAGCAAGUCUCCUGGAAAAAAGAAGAGAAAUGUUAGUAGUAGCCCUAAAAAGAAGCAGAAGAGCGCACCAAAAAAAUUGGAGUCAAGUGGAUCAGGACAAUCUAGAAUAACAAGGUUUUUCACUAAAAGUGUUCCCAACAGCAGUUCUCAAGAUGGUGGAGUUGAACCCAACUUCCAGCCAUGCUUUAAAGAUGAUAAGUUUUCAAGCUCAUAUUAUGAUAAAAUAGAUCAGUUUAUUCAAAUUGUUAAUGGUGAUGAUUCCUUAAGAAGCUAUGCUGCCAGCAUCUUGGAAAAAACAAAAGGAGACAUCGACAAGGCUCUGGAUGUAUAUUAUCGUGAUACAGAGAGUAGACCUGUAGACAAUAAUGACAUUUCAGUUGUUACUGUGGCCCCAAGUCAAUCUGUCACCACUAGUGAUGGUAAAUUCACCACAGGCCAAAUCACACUGUCAGAGAAAUCAGGAAGUGUGGCAGCUAUUUCAGUGGAGCGUCCAUUAGCUGAAAUAUGCACAGAUUUCGUGUCAGUUCCACUUGAAAAGUAUAAUCCUAUUGAGCACGCUUCCUGGAGACGUGGAGAGCCCGCUCCUUACAUACAUCUUGCACGGACUUUUGACCUUGUUGAAAGGGAAAAAGGCAAGAUAAAAGUUACAUCCAUGCUUUGCAACAUGCUCAGAAGUUUGUUGGCUUUGUCACCUGAGGAUGUUUUACCUGCUAUGUAUCUCUGCACAAACAAGAUUGCUCCUGACCACGAAAAUAUGGAGCUAAAUAUUGGUGGAAGCCUGGUCACAGCAGCCAUUGAAGAUGUCUGUGGAGCGAAAAGGUCUAAAAUAAGGGAUAUGUACAACAGAUUGGGUGAUCUUGGUGAUGUCGCCCAAGAAUGCCGACAAACACAAACUUUUCUUGCCCCGCCUCCGGUGCUGCUGAUUAAAGAUGUUUUCUCUGUGCUAAAAAAAAUAAGUUUGGCCACUUGGUGGAUUCUCUCUCUUCUUUCUCAAGUGAAGUUUAACAGUUUCCAAACAGGGAGUGGAAGCAAUGUCCGCAAAAAGAGCCUUAUUGUGAGUCUCAUGCGAUCCUGUAGGGAGAUGGAGAUGAAAUUUAUUGUAAGAACCUUGGUUAGGAAUCUAAGGAUUGGAGCAAUGAUGAGAACUGUUCUGCCUGCAUUUGCUCAAGCUGUUGUAAUGAACUCAUCUCUUGAAGACACAUCACAAAAGUUGGAGAAGAUUCAGAGCCUUUCUGCCUACAUACUUGAAGCAUAUAAUGUUCUUCCUAGUUUGGAUUUGAUUAUACCUUCUUUAAUGAAGGAAGGAAUUGAAUUUUCUUCCUCGCAUUUGUCGAUGAUCCCUGGAUUGCCUAUAAAGCCGAUGCUUGCAAAAAUUACCAAUGGAUGUCCAUCAGUAUUGAAACUCUUUGAAAGUAGGGCCUUCACGUGUGAAUAUAAAUAUGAUGGUCAACGUGCUCAGAUUCACAAGCUAGCUGAUGGAUCUAUCCGCAUUUUUUCAAGAAAUGGAGAUGAGACAACUUCUAGAUUUCCAGAUGUGAUUGCCAUAAUUAAGGAAUCGUGUAAGCCUUCUGCUGUGACUUUCAUAUUGGAUGCUGAGGUAGUUGCUGUUGACCGGAAGUGCGGAUGCAAGCUCAUGUCGUUUCAGGAACUAUCUUCACGAGAGAGAGGGGGUAGAGAUUCUUUGGUUUCAUUGGAUAGCAUUAAGGUUGAUAUCUGCAUAUUUGUCUUUGACGUCAUGUUUGCAAAUGGAGAGCAGCUACUGGGUUUCCCUCUCCGUGAAAGACGUAAAGUCUUGCGGGAACUUUUCAAUGAUGAGAAGAAGGGCUUUUUUGAAUAUGUUAAGGAAAUGACUGUGGAUGCCGAGGAUUCUCAUUUGGAUAGAGAAGAUACAUUGACUAGGAUGAACUUGUUGCUUGAAGAUGCACUCCGUUCUUCAUGUGAGGGGAUUAUGGUAAAAUCAUUGGACAUCGAUGCUGGAUAUUCUCCAUCAAAACGUGCUGAAACAUGGUUGAAGGUAAAGCGGGACUAUGUAGAAGGAUUGGGUGACUCUCUAGAUUUAGUCCCAAUUGGUGCCUGGCAUGGUAAUGGGAGGAAAGCAGGAUGGUACAGUCCAUUCCUGAUGUCAUGUUACAAUCCUGACACAGAGGAGUAUCAAAGUGUAUGUCGUGUAAUGUCUGGGUUUUCUGAUUCAUUUUACAUUGAGAUAAAAGAGUUCUUUUCGGGGGACAGGAUCUUGUCCAAGAAGCCACCUUAUUACAAAACAGCGGAGGUGCCUGAUAUGUGGUUCUCUCCCGAAGUAGUCUGGGAAAUUAGAGGUGCAGACUUUACUCUGUCACCUGUCCACCAGGCUGCUGUAGGUUUUGUUCAUCCUUCUCGCGGCAUUUCUAUGCGAUUUCCCAGAUUUAUUGGGUGUGUGUCGGAUAGAAAUCCAGAAGAUUGCAGCACAGCAGCUGAUAUUGCUGAGAUGUUUCAGUCACAGAGUAGGAAGAUGGACAUGAGCUCUACGGGUUGAAGUUAAACCAUUUUGCAGUUUCGAGGGUAAGGAACCAUACACACGUGUGUGUAUCCUCAUCCAUUUCAUCGUCUUUUAGUGGCCAUUUUCGGAGUAGGCCGCCUAUUUCAUGCUAUCAUAUGUUUCAUCUAUCUGUCUUGUGGCUUCUGAUUAGAUUGGCAGCAGUUGUUCAUGGACAGGAAGUACUGAAAGUCAUAGCUGAGCAGCGGCGGGUUGAUAUUUCACUUGCAGAUGGUGUAAAUAGUUUCUGUAAAGAAGAAAUUCAGGAAGAUUACGUCAGUGUCUAAUUCAAUAUGAUGCCCACGAGUCACACGGGAUCUUUGUAACUGUUAGGUGCUCUACUAGCACUUAGGUCAAGACUUUAGCAGCAUCCCAGCCUCGUUGCGUGGGGUUACAGCUUGUUAGUGUCAUGCCGAGUGUGUUGCGUUCGGCUCCUUUUUUUUUUAACAUAUAAGCAGCAGUUAGAUAAAUGGAUAGGCCGAAAUGGCAAAAAUUUGGUACAGAUUGGUGUCCUGGAGAGGAUGUAACCAUGCGUGUACAGGCGUAUCACUGGGUAUACAAGAUGCAUUCCUCUACUUUAUCCA
Messenger RNA from Syzygium oleosum, 5028 nucleotides. Its product is annotated as DNA ligase 6. The transcript has 19 exons. The record is from RefSeq and is a predicted model, not a curated record. Gene Ontology annotation, biological process: DNA repair; lagging strand elongation; DNA biosynthetic process. The coding region runs from base 221 to 4444 and encodes 1407 amino acids. Lineage: Eukaryota; Viridiplantae; Streptophyta; Magnoliopsida; Myrtales; Myrtaceae. Gene Ontology annotation, molecular function: DNA ligase (ATP) activity; ATP binding; DNA binding.